GGUAAUCCCUAAUACAAGUGGGUUUCUAGAAAGAAAACAAUCUGAUGUAACUACAGGUAAGAGAUCAAAGAAAAGGCCCGAGAUGCCGCGCCGUGCGGCUCUCGGUGCCAUUUUCGGUGCUGUUUGCGCUCAUGCCUAUUCUUCGGGUUCAUUAUGUGGAGGUACUGAAGUCGAUGUUUCUCACGCGAUUGUCGAAUGGGAGGCUGCGGCUACGGGGUCGAAUCUUGUGUCGCUUCCGGGAUUGUCCGGACACGGUUCCAGCUCCAAUGCGACAGGGUCUUCGAACUUGGCGUCCGCAGACCUGGUGUACAGCUCGCCGUUACAUGAUGAAUCUGCAUCAUCGUUUAGUGUAGCAAAAGCCUUGCGUGAUUCUACGACAUCGGACGCUGGUGCUACUCGAAAGAAGUCUCCGCGGUUCGUUGUGGACCGGAUUUUGUUUGGGGAUCGUGAGUGCGCCACCUACGAUCCGAAGCGGAGAGCGGUGUGUCGCGAGACGCCACCGAUUCAGAAUCUAAAGCUUGUUGAUUUCGGGUCAAAAAUCAAAGAAAAGGAGAAGGAAGGCGACCAGAUUGCGGUGCCAAUUAAGAUUUUCGGACAUUACACUGCGAGGACAGAGUCACCGAUGAGUGCGGUAGCGGCUGACGAGAAAGAAAAGUUUCCCGGGAGUCAAGAAGAAGAUAAAGAAAAAGCUACAAAAUCACGGUCAUCUACAGCUUCGUCCCGUGGAACGGCUACAGGCACAAUCCUCCACCGGUCCGUGUCCAAGUCGAUUACCCUAAAUGCUGGCGCCUUCGUAUAUCGUCGACAGGAAACGCCCAUUGUGCACGACUACGCACCGAAGCGCGUGGUUGGCGAUGAUUUGUUGCAACUACAUGGCGAAUCCCUACAGAGAUCUGGCGUGUUCGUGACCGAGAACGCGGUAGGAGCCACUGCUUCUAGUUGGCAGGGAGUUUGUGUGGAAGUGCACCAGACCGACGCGAGCGGCUUUUUGCAGCGUAGGACAGCCGGAAACUUGGAAUGCCAUCUGCCAGCUGCUACGGCGAUGCACGCAAUCCUACGUGUUCGCGAUCCUGUUCUAGGCUACGCUUGCUCGGUGCCGACUCAAAAACGGAACCGCACAGUGACUUCGGACGGCGCAGAGGCAAUUUGAAUUUUGUCGUCUGAUGAAUAGCUCUUGAUUAUCCCCGCCCAGGAAAACGAGGCAUGACAAGUAUAGUUGACUUUUGCAUGUUGAUGUUUCAUGUACCAUUGCCUCGCCUGUCCAAAAAAAUUGGCCAUCGUCCCCAUUACUCUGAAAAUUCAGAUGCCACUGUUAUAUGAUUUGCGGCUUGGAGCUUUGCGAAAGCAGGAAGAGAUCGUUUUAGGAUCGGGCAUUCUCGAGAGGCAGACUCUAAAACCCGCGAACUUGUUCAGCACUACUGCAAAAAAAAGUUGCAAGAAAAGCUUUUCGAAGCGGUCGAAUAUAAAGCGUCACCAUGUUGCGAAGCAUAUGCUUCAGCGUGCACGGAAGGCGGAUCUUGUAGUUGGGGGAGGACACGGCCUGCGCAAGAAGUCUGAUUCAUCUAAGGAUUUUAGUAGGGCGAGCCUGGGAGUCAGAUCAAAAUUUGUUGAAGACCUGGGCGAUCAGUGUAUCGGCAGCUUUGGUGGUGGAACUUAUUUGCGUGUCAUUGGGCAAGGGUUCGCACCUGACGAUGUGAUUGAGGUCUGUGGACAAAUUUGCAAAACCGCUGAGUCAUUAGUCUCCUCGUCCAAUCAGGCGUUUUCGUCGGCUGGCGAAAUUCCAGCGAAAAAGCUAUCGGUUAGCCCAUUUCGUACAACGAAUGGUGGAUCCGGCAGUGCCGAAAGAUCCGGAUCCGCUUCCUCCAGUACCGCGCGCGCAAGUCCUUCAGAUGGUGCUUCCGUAUCCGGUUCUGAGUUACUCGUCGGGAGCAGCAGCCCUCCAGUAGCUGCUUUUUCCACUGGUUCAGACUCGGGAUCGGUUUCUGGCCCGACCGGUAGUGGCGCCUUCAGUGCUUCAUCUUUCUCGGGUAGUGGUGCGAUGAUGCGCAGCGACAUCGGGUCAGGGAGUGUAAAUGCAGGAAGUCAGCAUGACGAUGGAGCUUUCGCGAGACCACCGCGGCUCUUUCCUGAAAACGUGAUUGACCUAGAAGCCAUUCGGAGUGAAAGCCGGGAGAUGCAUGCAGGCGUGAAUUCGUUCCAGUCGCGAUUCUGCGAAACGCCCAAAUUCGUUCCUUCAGAAAUCGCGGCGUCACCCGCACACAGCAUGUCCACGGGCUCUUCGACUCCCUCUAGAUUUUCAGGAAGCUUUUCGGCGGGCUCAGGUUUCUUUUUGGGCUCAAAGAUUGGGAUCAGUGGUUCGGAGGAGAAGCACUACCUUUUAGUCGGGAGCACUAAACCACCAGGUUCAGAUCAGCUUCUUCUAGGAAGCAAAAGCCGCAGGCCACAUGGCAGCUUUAGUGCUGGUUUCUUCAGUGGCAGUGGCAGUGGAAGUUCGUUCAGUGGCAGCUUCUCAGAUAGUGCGCCAGCGGACAGUGAGGAGUUAGGCCCAGCGAGUCCUCCUGUUCCUGAGCAGCCGUUUCCACAUUCCCAGAAGUGCGAUGUCCGAAUUAUAAGUCGCGCUACUGGUGCAGAGACCGUGCUGAAAGACGCAUUUGAGUAUCAGGCGUCUCUGACUCCGGUUGUAUCUUCAGUGCGUCGCAGAAGCGCGGAUGUAUUGCUUAAGACGGGAUUUUUCUCUGAGAUAUGAUCAAUUGAAUACGUAGUGGUUACAACUUGCAAUUGCAGCUACAUUUUGCUGCUUGUGUGAAAUAUGCCAGCCAUUACUGCGAGGUAGAAGCGCGGCAUCUUCAGCCGAGGGUCUUGCAGCAGAGUUGAUAGUUAUAGUUGCAUAGUACUAAUGAUGGAAAGCUAGAUCUUAUUCUAACUUUCUUCUUCAAGGCGACGAUUCUCUGUCCGGCUUUCGAACUCGUGUCUUCUGGAAUGACUUCGAGUGCCAGAAUGUGGGACUACUCAGGCCAGAACGACAUUUGGAGGACCCCGAUGACGAUGUUCAUGGCGGAGAUGAUGCAGCAGAAGAUGGAGACGACCAGCAACUCCCUAUCGCAGCUGAGUGGCCAUUUAGAAAGAACGUUAUGGACCCGUCGACAGGACCAUCAUUUCUGCAGGUUUUUGUGCACCGACGGAAUCGGAAAUAUGCACUAAAAAAGCACAAGAAUGUACCUGAUCGUCAGAAAACGAUGAGGGGAGCGGCAGAGAGAAGCAUUGCGAGAAGCAGAGCAAGUGUAACCAAAAAACGUCUGCAAGCCUUGAAGAAGAAAGCAGCAGUUUUUGAGACGUUACCACAGACAAUGACAAAGUCAAGUCAGCGGCUUUUGCUUGCUUUGCAAGAUUUCAUAUCCGACGAGGUAGCACGUGAAAACCGACCGUCACAGGUACUAGACACGGCAGAGCACAAGAAAAGGAAUGAUCCUCGCAGUAUUCAUCAUGCGAGAAAUACAAUCGGUAAGUUUCGAAAUGAAAACGGAGUGCAGCGAAGACGGCGAGGACAGCCAACCAAAGUGCACCACAAGGCAACGCUUUCGGGCCGAUUUCCUCUGAAGCAUGGGAACAAUCCUCCUCGCACCAGAGAAUAUGAGAGACGUGGUGAUUACGACGGCUUCGUCGUGCGUCGGGUUAAUAGCGAUGUAAACGUUGCGCGCCCACCAACUACUACCAAGCGCACAAUUGUAGCGCACUGUCCAGGGCUAUUCGCUUCGGCUGGCAGAGUGUCCGUUUACGAACCCGGUCUCGGUUUUGCUUUCGAGGGUGACCCGUCGAGCACUGUGAACAUGUUGGAUUUUGGACCCUAUUUCGCUCCUGAAGCUGCUCGCAAGCGACCAGCCUUCUUGCCGGAUACAAUCACCGCAAAUCGGGACACUUUCCAACCGCUGAAGUCAGCGGCGGGAGAGACUUGCGAGGUCCGUGAUGACUGUCCGCCAGGCUGGCAGUGCUGCCCCAGCUUCGGCGAACGUGGGCGCAAUCACUGCGUGCCCACGUGCUUGGAGCCUGAAGAGAGUUUUGGGGUAGAAGAUUAGCGUACCAAGCAAAAGAGGAUCUCUAGCUGAAAGCUACUUCUAGCAACGGCAUAAAAAGAAACUCGCCAAUUUCAACGGUCAGUUGGGUACGAAUACCUUCUUGUUUUUUCCAUCGAAAAAUACUGGACGUACGAGUAGUACGUACGUUUUCUGAACCAUGUAAGUAUCAUUUUCGGAAGUUC
This is a messenger RNA of Amoebophrya sp. A25, 4255 nucleotides long. Lineage: Eukaryota; Dinophyceae; Syndiniales; Amoebophryaceae. The record is from the annotation of a GenBank genome assembly.